Messenger RNA from Spodoptera littoralis (African cotton leafworm), 1098 nucleotides. Lineage: Eukaryota; Metazoa; Arthropoda; Insecta; Lepidoptera; Noctuidae. The record is from the annotation of a GenBank genome assembly.
AUGUCACAAACUCACCUCCUCAAAUGCCUAUCUAGGCUCUGUGUAGCGAGAAAUGAGACAAAAUAUUUACGUAAUAAUGUUCAAAUAUUGGUUAGAAAUAGUUCUACUAAAUCUGCUAAACAGAAGACAGCAUCUUCUGUGUACCGUACUAUGAAUAUAUUUGAUCGAAAAGCGAAGGCUUUGCAGAGGGAAAGAUCUGCCAGAAGGGAGGACUAUCACCUAGCCGAGUAUAUUAAGGAAGAGAUAGGUUGGAGGACCGCUGAUCGUAUUUUGGACAUAAAACGAGUGUUUAAAAAUGCUGUGGAACUUGGAGCGAGUCGUGGUUACGUAUCUCGCCACUUGCUACCGGACAGCGUAGAGAAGGUUACGUUGUGUGAUACUUCGCAGACACACCUGGACAAAGCUAUCAUUGGAGACGGAGUCAAGUUCGAAAAGAAAGUUAUGGACGAAGAGAAUAUUGAUUUUCCAGAGAACAGCGUAGACCUGAUCGUGUCAUCUCUAGCUCUGCACUGGGUGAACGACCUGCCCGGCUGCUUUGACAAAGUCAUGAAGAGUUUGAAACCUGAUGGGGUGUUCAUGGCGUGUGUUUUCGGCGGGGACACGCUAAUGGAGCUGCGCCAGGCACUGCAGCUCGCUGAGAGUGAACGAAUGGGCGGCAUAUCUCCACACGUCUCGCCUUUCACCAGAGUUAGAGAUAUCGGCGGGUUGUUAUCUGCGAGUGGAUUUACAUUGCAAACGGUGGAUGUAGACUCCAUAGUGGUGUGGUACCCCAGUAUGUGGGAGGUGAUGAGGGACGUGAGGGCCAUCGGAGAGGGAAACGCAGCCCACAACCGACCUCUGAGGAUUUCUAAGGAGGUGCAAUUCGCCGCGGCUAGCAUAUACGAUGAAAUGUAUGGAAAGGAAAUGCCAGAUAAGAAAGUACGCGGUGUUCCAGCUACAUACCAGAUUAUCAACUUCCUGGGGUGGAAGCCAGACCCAUCCCAACCCAUACCUAAAGAAAGAGGCACUGGCCAGGUCUCCCUAAAAGACCUGCACAGAAUAGAUAAGAUAAUAGACAAACCAAAAGUAGUGAAAUUGACUGAAGAGGAUAUGAAAUAG